Molecule: messenger RNA, 904 nt
Organism: Moneuplotes crassus
Lineage: Eukaryota; Ciliophora; Spirotrichea; Euplotida; Euplotidae
Source: the annotation of a GenBank genome assembly
UUAUAAUUAGUUUAAAGGACCUAUGGAUGCUAAUGGUCAAAAUCCUGCCAGGACCCCUAGCAGCAUGCGCUUCUCUGAGCACCAGAGAGCCCAAGAAGAAGACAGAGUGAUAAAGCUGAUGAAACAGAACGGGAACACUAUUUGAAACAAUAUCAUUUCAAUCCUCUUACUCUGAGUUGCCAUCAAUUUUACUUCAGUUAGCAACUGCGGCCCUGACAUUGUGGGCCUACUCAAGCUUGCCAUCUGGAUAAAAGUCGGGGUAGCCGCAUACUUUAUCGCAGUAAACGCGCUUAUCAAGAACUCAAGAAUUCGAGUACAGACUGCCAACUUCAUGAUCGGAGGGAUCUGGCUGAUAAUGCUGUACUGGCAUUGGAUUGUAUUCAGAAACUUCUUUUCAUCACAGAAUGAUUGUAGGAAGAAGUCUACCUUAAUAUGGAUCUCCCAUGUCUCACUCCUAGCUGAUGCAAUCGUCAAUUUUGGCAUCUGCUGCUGAAUCUCGUGAGGUGUUUGUAUAUUCUGAGUAGCUUUCUGUGUUGCUAAAAGAAGAGAUGUUCAAAGAGAACAAGCAAACCUUAAAAUCAAAGACCUCCUUCUGAAUGCAGCCCAGUUUAAAAGAAAUCCAAGCGAAUAUGAGGUUGGAGAUACUUGACCAAUUUGUAUCCUUGAGUUUGCAGAAGAUGAUAACAUUAUUUGUUUGCCAUGAAACAAUGGCCAUGUGUUCCAUUCUGACUGUAUCGGAGAAUGGGUCAAGAGGAAGAAUUGCUGUCCAAUCUGUAAAGCAGAAAUUACUCCUGAUGCUAUUGCCGGAGCUGCAAUGGAGGACUUCCCCAUUAUGGCUCCUGAUCUUGAGGCACAGCCACAAGAUCAAGAAAUAGAGAAUUCUCAUGGAAGAAGGCCUUCUUAA